Messenger RNA from Truncatella angustata, 1484 nucleotides. RefSeq lists its product as uncharacterized. The transcript is spliced from 3 exons. Bases 169 to 1227 code for a protein of 352 amino acids. NCBI's taxonomy places the organism in Eukaryota, Fungi, Ascomycota, Sordariomycetes, Amphisphaeriales, Sporocadaceae. The record is from RefSeq and is a predicted model, not a curated record.
UGAUACCAGACAGCACCACGACUCCGGCCAUCCUUCUGUCUCUGCUCUCUCUGGGCGCACAAGCUCUCUUCGAGGAAAGGACAGCCGUCUCUCUUCACGACGCCAGUGUCGCCGCGCUCUCGGGCGAGCUUCAUCAAUCUGAACGUUGGACUACGACCUCGAUUCCGAAUGAUAGCGCGAGAGGAUCACAGAAAUCCAUCUGAUCUACUGCGCGCUCUACUGCUCGUUAAUGAAUUUAUACAAUUGCAACAAGGCGAGAAUCUUGUGCAAGAUACGAACGCGGUCCGAGCUCAUACUUUAUCACACUUGUCAAGGUCUACAAUUAUGCUCGGUAGGACCACCCAGACUUAUGGUAGUACCAUCUGCGAUGUGGAAGCCACGAGUUGUGGUGCAGAACGCCAGAUAAAAACAUACGUGUUUUGCAUGCUCUGUCUGCAAACGCUUCUCGUUGGCACUGAAGUGACUGUCGCGGUCGAUAGCAGCCAAGUAUUGCUCGCGCGUUGCGUCUCCAACUGUACAUGGUCACGAUUCAGUGAUGACGCGGAUGAAACACGCUGCCGUUGUCCCGAAGUACCAACUCUAUAUGAAGCGCUUCGGAUUCUGGGAAACAGCACGACUUCUCCAAAUGACCUGCCCUGGUUAAGAAACGCGACAAAUAUCUAUAUCAUCGUCAUUCACAUAUUAUAUUCCAGUCACAUGCUAACACAACUGCGACAAUCAAUGGUGUUGGACCCACGAAUCGUGCUGCAAGAUACUACAAAACCGUUUAUAGCUGCUGUCAACCAAUGCAGCCUAGCUCUUCAGGAUCUUCGAGUCGUGUCAGACCGGGAUUGUGUCAAGACGGCUUCUCUCAGUAACGUCGACGCUCUCGUGAGUCUAGUACGGCUGCGGCAGGUCUUUGAUCUUGACAUUCUGUCUAUAUUGCGUUUAAAAGAUCCCCUACAGUCCGCUGAAUUAGCCUUAUCCUUUCCCGGACCACAGCGAAGUCUUCAGCUAAUCCCUACCCUGGAGCGUUGCGCCACAAUCAUGGAGACACCUGCCAAAAUGGGCAUCAUGCUCUAUGCCCGGACUCAAUUAAACCUUUGGUCCCUGGAACAGACACUGGCAACCUUUGAGUGCACUCUUUUUUUGUCCAAAUGGUUGGAAAUAUUCUCCUUGUCUCUGGAUGAAAGUCCUGCAACACGUGAGUUCCCGCAAUGUUUGGUUUGGUUACCAAGAGCAGGUUGAGCGGCCACGUACUCAAGUUUUACAUUAUAUGCUGACUUAGCCGUAUAUAUAGCAUUGGAGGCAAGGAUCUAUGAGCAGGUUUACAAACAAAUUCAGCUUGUAAACUUGGAUGUGGAAGAUCUGACUGACGGCCGCCUCACAAAGGCAUCCACGGCUUUGCUCUCGGCGACAGUUGUGCAGGUGUUGGAGCAGAUGUUCGGCUACCAUACCAACAAGCCGCUGACGCAAAAGCUAUCACGGAUACUCGAUCGAUACAU